AUGACGUGGAUCGGUUGGAGUUCGUCUGUCGGUUCCCUCGUCGCGUUGACCAUUUGCAUUUUCUAUCUACCGUACCUGCACUAUCAAGUAAAUGGCAUUCAAAUGGACAUGUCUCAACGCGGGGAUCAAUUCAGAAUAAAGGAACAAGAGGCUUUGGAAGGAUUGGAGUUGAUCCGGAAAGGUGUUCCCCGAGUACGAAAAACACGAAAUGCGCCUCAAUGCGGCUGUGACAGUGAUCAACGGUGUCCAAUGGGAGCACAAGGAGCACCGGGAAUCGAUGGAGAAAAUGGGAAAAAUGGGGAACCUGGCUCAAAGGGAGUCCCCGGACUGGCAGGCAUCGUUCCCGCCGAGCUGAUGAUGGAGGGAGGCUGUGAAGCUUGUGUGGAAUGUCCACCAGGGCCUGAGGGACCCGAAGGACCACCUGGACCUCCAGGACCAAAAGGAGAGCCCGGAAUCGAUGGAGAGCCUGGAGAGAAUAGUCAUGAAGUUGGUGAGCCGGGUCUGCCAGGCCCCCAAGGACCCAAUGGAACACAAGGAGAUCCAGGACAUCCUGGCCCUGAAGGAGCCCGAGGAAAAUCGGCGCCAAGGGGAGGAAUGGGCAAAGAGGGACCAAGGGGAAAGACUGGCCCAACCGGGCCACCUGGAGAGCCUGGAGAUCGGGGAUUGCCUGGUGCUCCCGGUCAGGACGCUCGUCUGGGUGAAAUGGGUAAAUCGGGAGAAGACGGUGAACGCGGGAAACCGGGAAAACCGGGUCCAAUAGGUGAAGUUGGAUGGCCGGGAAGGGAUGCUCAUUAUUGUCCAUGUCCACGCAGAAUGGCCUCACUUGAGACGUACAAUAAGAUGAAGAAAAAGCGAGAAGCGGCACAGAAGAAAAGAAAAUCGAUAAAGAAGAGGACUGUCAAGUAUGCACCA
This is a messenger RNA of Mesorhabditis belari, 912 nucleotides long. Lineage: Eukaryota; Metazoa; Nematoda; Chromadorea; Rhabditida; Rhabditidae. The record is from the annotation of a GenBank genome assembly.